Botrytis sinoallii is the source of this 837-nucleotide messenger RNA. RefSeq lists its product as uncharacterized. Gene Ontology annotation, biological process: regulation of DNA-templated transcription. The record is from RefSeq and is a predicted model, not a curated record. NCBI's taxonomy places the organism in Eukaryota, Fungi, Ascomycota, Leotiomycetes, Helotiales, Sclerotiniaceae. Gene Ontology annotation, molecular function: zinc ion binding; DNA-binding transcription factor activity, RNA polymerase II-specific. The coding region runs from base 1 to 837 and encodes 278 amino acids. The transcript has a single exon.
AUGGAUAUGAUUGCGUGUGGAGUUUCUCCUCGAAGAUUUGCGUGCGAUCGUUGCUGUGGUCAAAAGCUGCGAUGCAUUCGCGAACAGACUGACCAGCAAAACUGCGAUCGAUGCUUCCGUACAGAUGCUGAAUGUCGCACGAGCCCUGUCUUCCGUGGACGUAGCUAUGUGGGAGACACUGCCUUUGCUUCUACAAGAAGCAUAGGGGAAAAGGCAAGAGUGCAAAAGUCAGUGCGAAAGCGGCGAUACAAUAAUGCUGCGCAGCUCCAAAUGCAGUCACAAGCCAAUACUCAGCAAGCGGUGAUAGAUACAGCUAUUGUCACGGAAACAGCAAGUCCUUCAGGAUCCUUUGGACAAACAGGGCUGAUGAAUAUAUUCGAAUCGACUCAAACAUCAUUACCUGUGCCAAUGUAUCCUACAGACUUCUCAGACACAAUGAAUGAUAUGAAUUGGGCAGCCGAGGAUUCUUUAUUUUCCGGUCUCAUACUUCCAGAUGAAACGGAUCAGACCUUUCAUUUAUCUGGUAACUCAGGUACAAGUAGCUCAACUGAGGGUUAUCCGUCACAAGCACCGACAUAUACAGGAGAUCUUCCCUCUCGACCUCCGCCAUCAUUGAUACUUUCACCCCGAACGACGUCUUCCACUUCGACAUCUAAUUUACAAAAUCUCGAAUGCAGCAGUCACAAAACAUUAGCUACGAUAUCUGAAAACAACACUUCUUGCGAAAGCCCCGAAGGACAGGUUGCAGGUAGCAUAUCUAUUGACAAGAAUGAAGAGGAGACUAUUGUCCAGCGGUUAGCCAAGACUAAUUUGGAUCUUGUUUCGCUGCUUUCUUGA